ACAACUUUGUUUCUGCACCGCUGGGAGGCAUCAUGAAGUGGCUUUGCCUUUUUGUUCUGUGCGGAGUCGUUUUCGCCAAGAAUCCUGAAGAGAGUGACGAUCUUUAUGAAGGGGACAUGAUAUUAACAGCCGAUCAGCGCAUGGCGGCCGAAAUGGGACUGGAUGUGGAUGAUCCAAUGGGGAGAGGUUCAACCAAAAACAGACAGUGGCCGGGAGGGGUGAUGGCUUACGUCAUUGACUCCAGUCUAUCUCGUAAUUCCAGAGCAAUGAACGCCAUCCGAGCAGGAAUGGAGGAAUGGACAAGCAAAACAUGUAUCCGGUUCAAGAAGAGGACAAAUGAACGAGCUUAUGCCAACUUCAAAAUUGGCUCUGGAUGUUCCUCGUACGUAGGAAGAACAGGCAGUCGUCAAGAUAUUAAUCUCGCCAGCGGAUGUUGGUACAGAGGAAUUGUAGCUCACGAAAUUGGGCAUGCCUUGGGUUUCUACCACGAGCAGUCUCGUCCUGACAGAGAUAGUUACGUCACAAUUAUGUGGGACAACAUCAUUGAGAGAAACAAGUUUAAUUUCAACAAAUACAAUCGAGGAACUAUCGACAGCCUGGGAACCAAGUAUGACUAUGGAAGUGUGAUGCAUUAUGGGAGCAGGGCUUUCAGCAAGAACGGAAGACCUACUAUCGUUGCCAAGCAAUCAGGGGUAACACUUGGUCAGCGACGGGGAAUUAGUGCAACAGACGCACAGCAGAUGAAUCUUCUGUACAAGAGCCAGUGUGGAGGAGGAGGAGGAGGAGGAGGAGGAGGAGGAGUUGGUGGUGGAGGGGGAGGUGGAGGAAAUUGUCAAGAUAAGGAUAACAGAUGUAGCGGAUGGACGAGAUAUUGCAGCUAUCACCGAUACGUGAGGGCAAACUGCAAGAAGACCUGCAAACUAUGUUAAUCAGCAACGAAAAAAAGGUCAUGUGCCAUUUUCGGGGAAGUGCUGUUGUAGUUUAAAUUUAUGUAGAGUGGGUUAAUAGAAUAAAACUGGCAGAAAAACCUCA
Messenger RNA from Pocillopora verrucosa, 1032 nucleotides. Its product is annotated as zinc metalloproteinase nas-15. The record is from RefSeq and is a predicted model, not a curated record. Gene Ontology annotation, molecular function: zinc ion binding; metalloendopeptidase activity. Lineage: Eukaryota; Metazoa; Cnidaria; Anthozoa; Scleractinia; Pocilloporidae. Gene Ontology annotation, biological process: proteolysis.